AUGAACGCCUCUCAGUCUCAGCCUCUCUUCUACUCGCCAGCACUUCCCUCUGAGCUGCUCUGGUACAUCAUCCACCGAUGCAGUUAUCCCACCACCUUGAUCGUCUGCUCUAGCCGGUUGGAGUUUCUUGCGGCUUUGGCGAGGGAUAUUAAGCGAGGGCAACAGCAAGAAGUAUACGAGGAACAGUCACAGGGUGAACAAGAACAAGGAGAACAAAAAACUUCCUUUCAACCUGAACCAGACCAAGAAGGCAUAUCUACAGAUACACAACAUCGAGAAGAAGAGCCCCAGGAGUCAUCACACUCGCAACUCCCACGGCCAAGUCAACAACAGCAGGCAAUAAUAGCACCACAGCCAACACAAGAUCAGCCCACCAAAACAACAACAACCGCCACAACGACCAAAAUAACCCCCGGCCCCGGCCCCGGCCCCAGUCCCUGGGUCCCCUCCCAACUCCUCGCCUCCCCCCUCUACCAACUCGCCGUAACACGACACAUCCGCACAGUCUUCAUCCCCACCGUGUCCCACCUACGUGCCUUUCUCUCUGUCUUUGACCCCUCCUCUACCAACUCUACCAACAACAGCAGCAGUAGUACCGGCAACAAGGUUCCCGCCCCCCCUCCGCCGCCGCCUUAUGGAUCAGGAUCAGGACCAGAUCAUCAACCUGGUAGUAGUAACCACGGCGGCCAUCAAACAACAACACAACGUAUAAUAAUAGUGUAUGGCUUCCUAGCAUUACACCGCGAUUCAAGCGAGUGGAGCGUGCAAGGACUGAAUAACAGCGUUGCUGUGUUGUUGGAGGCUGGGAGGAGGGUGGGGUUGGGGGUUGUGGUUGUUGAGCCUGUUGGUCAUCAUCACGAUUGUCAUGAUGAUGAUGAGAAGAAAGGGGUUCUGCCGAGAAGUAUGGGUAUGAUGAUGGAGAGUUUACUGGGGGAAAAGAUGCCGGUUGUGAGCGGGAGUGCUUUGAAGGGAACUGGGGCUGGGGAUUUGGAAAGAAGUGUUGGGAUUGCUGGGAAGACGGUGGAUGUGAGGAGGGUGUUGGGUCGGUGGUUCCGGUUUGGGGUUGGGGAGUGGGAAAGGGAGAGGGAAAGGGGCUGUUGUUUGGAGAGGUAA
Molecule: messenger RNA, 1113 nt
Organism: Neurospora tetraspora
Lineage: Eukaryota; Fungi; Ascomycota; Sordariomycetes; Sordariales; Sordariaceae
Exons: 1
Coding region: 1-1113 (370 amino acids)
Source: RefSeq, a predicted model, not a curated record